Molecule: messenger RNA, 2226 nt
Organism: Linum trigynum
Lineage: Eukaryota; Viridiplantae; Streptophyta; Magnoliopsida; Malpighiales; Linaceae
Source: the annotation of a GenBank genome assembly
CGGAUUUUUCUCUGCAACGCGAGGGCUGCGACAGGGGGACCCUCUCUCCCCUCUGUUGUUUGUUCUAUGUAUGGAAGGCUUUGCAACGCUAUUGCGGUGGGCAAUUGGGAAUAGGCAAUUGCAAGGGGUGCGGGUGAUCCCGAGGGAGCCCAGUCUCACACAUGUUCUUUUCUGAUGAUUCCUAUUUGUUCGUUAAAGCAUCGAUGCAAGAGUGUGCAAACCUCAAGAAUGUGCUUCAUGAGUACGAAAAGUUGAGUGGGCAACGUGUGAACUUGGAUAAAUCAGCGGUCUGUUGCAGUGCGAAUCUCCUAGCGCUUGAAGUGCAAGCAAUGGUGGGGCUUUUAGGGGUUGAAGCGGUGGGUAUCUAGGAUAAGUACUUAGGUCUCCCGUCCUUGGUGGCUCGAUCAAAGGCAUAGACAUUCUGAUUCGUGGAAGAAAAACUUUUGCAAAGAAUCCAGGGAUGGAAACAAAAGCACUUAUCGAAGGCUUCCAAAGAGACAAUGAUUAAGGCAGUGGCGGCGACUCUUCCUGUUCAUGCUAUGGCAUGCUUUAAGAUCCCUACCACCUCCUUUCGUCGGUUGGAUAAACAUUUAGCUUUCUUUUGGUGUGGUUUUUUGAAUGGAAGGCCUAGGAGUUAGUGGAUGUCCUGGAAGCGGCUUUGCAGGAGUAAGCAUGAAGGUGGGCUGGGGUUCCGACGUUUUGAGCUCUUUUAUCAGGCUUUACUGGCAAAGAUUGUGCGGGGUGUUCAUACGGAGCCGGAUUCGCUCCUAUCCCAGAUAUAUAAGGGUAAGUACUUCCCCCGUGGGUCAAUUUUCUCGGUUCGGCCAGAUCCCGACCUUCGUGGGGAUGGCAGGGUGUUCUUUAUGGAUGUCAGCUGCUUAGGCAAGGCAUGGCGGCUCAGAUAGGCUCGGGAUCAUUCAUACCAAUUGUAUCGGAAGGGUGGAUCCCAUCUAUCUACCUGUGGUAUCCGGUAGUGCGGCCAGAGGCUACUUGGGCGGAAUCGGGACUGGUCGCCGCGUUGAUUGAUCAAGAUAGGGGUGAAUGGUGCAAGGAGUGCCUAGAUGCGGCAUUCUAACCUGAGACGGUGAGGGCCAUUCUUGAAAUUCCUUUUCCACACAUUGCUAUCCCUGAUAAGCUGGUUUGGAGGGAAGACCCAUCUGGGGUGUAUACGGUCAAAUCCGGGUAUAGGCUGGUUGAGCGAAAGUCUCGUUUUGUGGGAAAGUGGAAGCAGGAAUAUAGCUCCAUGGAUCGAAGCCUUUGGAUUAAGGUAUGGGACUUCAAUAUUCAACCCACGCUAAAGUUUUUGUCUGGGAACUGUUUCAGAGACUUUUGUCGAUGAUGGAGGUGCUUUCUGACAAAAAGGUCCCUGUUUUGCUCCGAUGCCCAGUGUGCUAGGUGAAGGAGGAGAGCACGGAACACUUGUUUUUGCAUUGUCCUGUGGCGAAAGCUCUGUGGGAGGAGGCAGGAUUGGCCAUGGAACUGCAAACGUUGCCGACUGCGUGUUUCAAUAUUUUUGUUCGGAGAUUUAUGGAGCGGGACUCCUCUCAUCCUAGGGUUGUGCGUCCUUUUUGCCUGCUUUGGAGGAUCUGGAAGGCUAGAAAUGAGGUGACCUUAGAGGGCAAGCAGACUUUACAUGGUUUGCUUAGACUCCAGUUUCAGUUUCAGGAGUGGUUUCAGGUUCCGGUAGGUAGGGACGAUGUCCCUUAGAUGGGAAUGCCGACGGAGAUGGCUGGGGUAGUCGAGGCGGAUGAGGGUGGUGUGCUCUUUUGAUGGGGCGGUUUUCUCGAGAUCACAUGCAUCGAUGGGGUUGGUGUUGAAGGACUUGACGAAUUCCGUGGUGGAGGCUCGGGGGUGGUGGUAUAAUGGGCUUCAGAAUCCAUUGCUAGUUGAGGCGGUGGCGCUGCAAGAUGCAAUCAGAUGGUGUCAAGAAAAGGGUCUUUCUAUAGUCCAGAUUGAAGGGGAUGCGAAGAUCGUUAUUGACAAAGUGAAUGCUGGUGCGGUUUGUGAUGCUGUGGGAGGAUCCUUGCUAGAGUAAAUUCGCCAGUUGUUGCUGCUUGUGCCGGGUUUUCGAAUUUGUUUUGUUGGUAGGCUGAACAAUAGGGUGGCUAGAAAAGCCCUGCUAUUGUUUCCAACGAGUUGUACGAGCUUCGAUUUUAGAGCUUGGCUCUGGACGGAGGUUGAAACAAUGUAACUUGGUGUUCUUGCUAAUAUAAGUGAGCUUUUUGU